Psylliodes chrysocephalus is the source of this 1985-nucleotide messenger RNA. The record is from the annotation of a GenBank genome assembly. Lineage: Eukaryota; Metazoa; Arthropoda; Insecta; Coleoptera; Chrysomelidae.
UGUACAAUCGAAGGUAAAAGUGUACAAUUUUGACACUGAAAGUUGUACAAUUCAAAAAUCCCUAGGAACAACACUGACAAGUGUUCUGUGACACUGACAGACGACGACAUAUUUUAUGACAGAUAUUUUACAUGUUUAUUUGAAAUUUAAAUUAUUUAACUUAACGAACUACUAAAGUUAAUAUACAAUUUUAUACAUACUUAACUACAAAUAGUGUAAUGAGUGGAACAAAGAAGAAAGUUAAACCGUUGGAGAGACCUAUCUACGAAAUUGAUCCAGUGACUGGCAAGAACAUUAUCUUUCCCUUAGAUAUAGAAGCUAUCAGGAGAGAUCUUGAACGCAUCACUUCUCCAAAGCAAGGCCCAUCACAAAAAAGGAAUGGCCCUAACUAUGGCCGAAAAAAGAAGGAAUCGAAAGACACAGAAGAACCAUUUAAAAUGUGUGACAUUGCUCCAGAGCCGUGCCGAUUCAUGUUAACUCCUUUAGAAUUGGAAGCUAUGAGAAAAGAAAUUAUUGCCAGCAAUAACCAUAUACAACAACAAAAUGUAAAACAAAUAAAUAGUGGAAGGAAGAGGGUCUUAACUAAAGAAUCACAGGAUCCAUCUAAACUGUUUGAUACUGAAGAGAUACCAUCCAAAUUGAGGAGAAAAGAAGUUACUACAAAGUCUAUUAGAAAAGGAUUGUUUUCAUCAAGAGGGGACCAAAAUUCAAGAUCAUUUAAAACACGAGAUUCAUCUUAUGGGAAGCAAAACAUGCCGAAAAAGGUACCAAAAAUUAUUUCCAAAUCGUCUCCAUUACUAAACAUGGAAGAAGUUGAAGACAAACUCAUAAACCAAAAUCGUUUUGAUUUCUUAUCACCACAACAUUGCGUAACAAAAUGUACAGAUUCAAAAAAUUCUACAUCAAAGGAAAAAACAGUUAAUAUUCCUACGACAAUUCAAGAAGAAAGCGAAGACCCUUGCAUUACAGACCAGCAAGUUGAUUAUGAACCAAAGACGCCCGAUUCAAUUGGCGAAUUUAAUGAUCUCGAAGAAAUGUGCAUGGAAAAAAAUUUGGAAUCUCCCAUAACUAGCAUAAGUAAUUUAAUGCAAGUUACAGGUAUCAACAGCAGCGUCAAGAGGACAAAAUUAAAUUUUAACACCAAUUCAGAGCUAAGAAUUGCAGUUAAUGAAGUUGAGCAGUUAAUUAAAGAUGAAGAAACAAGACAUAAGGAAAACAUGUUGAAAUUGAAUAGUUUACGGAAAAGUUUAAUGAAUUUAGUAGGAGAUGAAACUGAAAAUAAAGAAAACAAUCCUAUAAAAAGUAUUAGAAGAUCGAUCAGACUGCACAAUAAAAGCCCAUUGAAAGAUAACGGCAAACUUGUUUUCACGUCUCCAACCUUUUCGAGAAGCGGGGAUUUGCUUAAAAAUACUCUAAAGAAAAAUUUAGUCGCUAAACAUUUGGACUAUCAAAGUCCGAGAACCAAAAAAGCGAUGGAACUAUACAACUCAAUGAGAUCCAUAAAUCCUUUACUCGAAACCCCAAAGACUGAGAGAAAAGUUUCAGCUGAAACUCCGAACAGUAUAAGUUCAAGGGAGAUGUCUAAAAAAUUGCAAAGUCAGUGUUUUUUACUGCAAGGCACGCCAAACCAAAAGUGAUUUAUCACUGACUGCUAUUUUAUAGUGUAUAAGUCUUUAGUUGUUGUCAACUUUGUUGUGAAACAACUUUAGCGAUGUGUGUUUGUUUAUUUUUUAUUUAAUAUAUUUUAUUUGAAACAGUUUGUGUAUUUUUUUUUAAAUAAACUUUGUCAUUAUCAAGGAAGGUUCUGUACACUUGAUUGAUAAUAUCUAAAAGAAGGACACCAGAUACUUUGGUAACAUGCCAUCGAGAUCUGUUCAUCAAAUUCUUCGGUUGGGGAGACGUUAAAAACGAAUAUGGUCCUGUCACUCCUUCAGCUCCUCUUCAAGUCUUCAGAAGUUUCUUAAAUGUUUCCCCAAUCGAAGAAC